AUGUGGUGGUGUACCACCAUAGGGGGAAGGGGGCAUGUUGGUGAUGUGGGGGUGAGGGAGGUGAGUGAGGUGAGGGAGGAGGACUUGGCGGCAAAGACAGCGGUCGAUGGCGGAUUGCAGGAGGCGCAGCCGGGGGGGGUAGGGCAGGCGCAAGAGAUGGAGGAGGAGGAGAUGGAGGAGGAGGAGAUGGAGGAGGAGAUGGAGGAGGAGGUGGAGGAAGAACAGCGCGAGGAGGGAAUUGAGAGGAUGGAAGAGGAGAGCGAGGGAGUGGGUAUGGAGGAGCGAAUGGAGGUGGAGGGGAGGGAGGAGAGCGAUGUGGUGGAGGUAGUUGGGGAGGGCGGGACGACGCAAGAGCAGGGCGGUGGGGCGUGCAGCUCCGAUGGCGUGUGGCCUUUGGCGGGGCCGACGGAGGGGGAGGAGGACAAACAGGGGCAGGGGGAAGGGAAGGGGGAUCGGGAGGGGGAAGGGGAGGAGGAUGUGGUUGUGGUGGAUGACAGCGAGGGGAGUGAAGGUAGCGAAGGGAGUGACGGCAGCGAGGGGAAGGGAGGGGGGGAAGGAGUUGAUGAGACAGACGCAGGCGGCAAGAAGAAUGGAGAGGGCGGUGCGGGAGGCGCUGAAGGGAGGGGUGAUGCGGCUCGGCGGGCGGAGGUGGGGCGAUUGGCACGGGUGGGGCAGGAGGAGAGGGGACUGGAGGGAGGGGCGACGGGCGGAAAAGAGGAGAAAGUGAAGGUUAUAGAGAAGGAAGGUGGGGAGGGAGGAGCGGAGGGAGGAGAGAUGAGGGUAGAGGAGAGAGGAGAGAGUGGAGGAGAGAGACUGGGGGAAGAAGGGGAAGAGGGAGGAGUGGAAGAGUGCGAGGAGGGAAGAGGGAAGCCAAGUGUGGAGGAAAUGGAGGAAGGGUUCGAAAAGGGAGGAGAAGUAGGAGAUGAAGUCACAAUGAAGGAUGCGGGCGGCGGGGAGGGAAGAGAUGGCAGAGGUGCAAGUGGCAAUGGGGGUAGCGGGCACGGCAAGGUUGGUGGCGGCGCGUCAGGUGAGGUAGUGCAGGGCGCAGGUGAGGCAGUGCAGGGCGCAGGUGAGGCAGUGCAGGGCGUAGGUGAGGCAGUGCAGGGCGCAGGUGAGGCAGUGCAGGGCGCAGGUGAGGCAGUGCAGGGCGCAGGUGAGGCAGUGCAGGGCGCAGGCGAGGCAGCGCAGGGCGCAGGUGAGGCAGUGCAGGGCGCAGGUGAGGCAGUGCAGGGCGCAGGUGAGGCAGUGCAGGGCGCAGGUGAGGCAGUGCAGGGCGCAGGCGAGGCAGCGCAGGGCGCAGGCGAGGCAGCGCAGGGCGCAGGCGAGGCAGUGCAGGGCGCAUGUGAGGCAGUGCAGGGCGCAGGUGAGGCAGUGCAGGGCGCAGGUGAGGCAGUGCAGAGCGCAGGUGAGGUAGCGCAGGGCGCAGGUGAGGCAGUGCAGGGCGCAGGUGAGGCAGUGCAAGGCGCAGGUGAGGCAGUGCAAGGCGCAGGUGACGAGUGGAUGGCAGCACGGUCGGGCAGACGUGUUGAGGGGAGGGGCAUGCAGGAGAUGGCGGACGUGGCGCGGGAGGGAGAGCGGGAGAGGGAGAGGGAGAGGGAGAGGGGGAGGGAGAGGGAGAGGGGGAGGGAGAGGCAGAGGGGGAGGGAGAGGGAGAGGGAGAGGGAGAAGGAGAGGGAGAAGGAGAGGCAGAGGGAGAGGGAGAAGGAGAGGGAGAAGGAGAAGGAGAGGGAGAGUGAGAGGGAGAGGGAGAGGGAAGGAGAGAGGAAGGUCGGGAGGGAAGGGGCGAGGGAGGAGCAACUACAGGGUGGGAGCGUGCGGGAGGGGGGGGAUGCGCAGGGAGAGGGAGGGGAAGGGGGGGAGGCAUGUGAGGAAGGAGGGCAGAGCGAGGAGCACAUGAAUGGGAUGAGUGGGGCUGUUGAUGCGAGCAAGCUGGAGGAGGGCGAGAUUGAGGGCGAGGUGGAGACGGAGGAGGAGGGGGAGGUGGAGAGGGAGGAGGAGGGGGAGGUGGAGGGGGAGGAGGAGGGGGAGGUGGAGGGGGAGGAGGAGGGGGAGGUUGAGGGGGGCGCGGACGAGAAUGAGGAUGGCAGUGGGGCCAGCAAUGGGGAGGCAGCAGCUGGAUGGGAUGGCGGGUGGCGAGGCGGUGCAGUGGUGGCGCCCCUCAGUGCUGGCGGGGCUGGCAGAGCCGCCUGCAGCGCGGCUCUCAAGGCGCGCAAGAGGAAGCGGCAGAGGCAGUGGCGGAGACGGCAAAGAGAGGAAGCUGUCAGACAUGGGGGUGAGCCAAGAGGAGGGCAGCACCGCGAGGCAGGAGGGCAGCACAGCGAGGCAGAAGGGGGCGAUGUGGGGCCGGGCCAGACGCAGGGAGCAGCGGGGCCCAGCGCGCCAUCCACGGUGCCUGUGGGCGCGCCAUCCACGGUGCCUGUGGGCGCGCCAUCCACGGUGCCUGUGGGCGCGCCAUCCACGGUGCCUGUGGGCGCGCCAUCCACGGUGCCAGUGGGUGCGCCAUCCACGGUGCCUGUGGGCGCGCCAUCCACGGUGCCUGUGGGUGGCGGCCGGGAAGUCGCCUUGCCCGUGUCCCCCUCGCCUGUGUGUCUCACUCGGCGCCAGGAGAGGCGGCGCAGGAAGCGGCAGCGCAUGUGGUUUGGAGGUGCCACCGCGUCGCUCUCCCACCCCUCCCUGUCCGCCAUCCUCUCACUUUGA
This is a messenger RNA of Closterium sp. NIES-65, 2697 nucleotides long. NCBI's taxonomy places the organism in Eukaryota, Viridiplantae, Streptophyta, Zygnematophyceae, Desmidiales, Closteriaceae. The record is from the annotation of a GenBank genome assembly.